AUGGGCGUUGUAUCGGGAUGUGUCGGCAUUGUGAAAGCUACAGGCGUGCCGACCCUUGGUAGCCAAGACGUCAGCUUUGACCUAUGCGACCCUUUGUAUUGGACUUCUAUCGAAGGCAAUCUCAUCAUUAUCGCAGCCUGCAUCCCGCUCCUCCAGCCAGUGGUUGAGAAGAUCAAGGGCCGCAGCAUCUGGCGAUCGAGCAAGACUGGUAGCAGUAAUCGCCAGUAUGCAAACUUUAGCAAGCAAAGUGCUCGGCAAGCAGACCCGAUCGAAUUACAUAGCAAGCCCAAGAAAAAAGUCGAUGUCUACGGAUUUACGAUACACGCAAAAGAGGAUAGCGAGGAGAACAUUGUCAACCCAGACAAGCAGUCUACAACAACAUCCUCCGGCCGCCAUAGUGGGACCUACCAACCCAACGACAGGAUCAUGAAGACCGACGUGGUCACCGUCACAUAUGACCAAGGGCCUCAGGCUAUCUUCAAUGUUGCUGCUCAGCCUGCCCACAAGAUAAAGGACAUGUGUGUAGUCUAA
Messenger RNA from Phaeoacremonium minimum UCRPA7, 531 nucleotides. RefSeq names its product putative integral membrane protein. The coding region runs from base 1 to 531 and encodes 176 amino acids. The transcript has 6 exons. NCBI's taxonomy places the organism in Eukaryota, Fungi, Ascomycota, Sordariomycetes, Togniniales, Togniniaceae. The record is from RefSeq and is a predicted model, not a curated record.